AUGGAUCCGUAUUAUUAUCUCCAGCACCCGAUUCUUCAACAACAAUACUACUACUACGCAUACGCUGUUCCUACUCAUUACACCAUCUUCUACCCUCAACCCGUGCAGUACGUUGAUGAUGUAGCCAUUCUCAACACCAUGUGGGUCAAUCAAGAACAACCGUAUUUCCAAAAUCAGAACUACGUGCCGUAUCAAACACCAGAGGAGACGUCGUUCUUGAACACAUAUGACUCUUUGACGUUAGACGAGACUUUGAUCAUGCAAGAGAUAGAGGAAGAGAUUUCUACGCUACAAGGAGUGCUCGCUGCAGGUACCAGUGAUUCGGGGGGUUUAUUAGAGGAAGAGAUUUCCGAGCAUCUGCAAGUCUACACGGCACAUGGAAGGAUGAGUGAAGUGGAUGCUUGCUGUAUUUGUUUGGGUGACCAUGAAAAGAAAGAGAAGAUGGGGAGGCUCGAAUGUGGGCAUGAGUUUCAUGCGGAAUGCAUCAGGCGUUGGUUGUUGUCUAAGAAUAUUUGCCCCAUGUGCAGGUCUACUGCUUUAACAAUAUAA
This is a messenger RNA of Helianthus annuus (common sunflower), 549 nucleotides long. RefSeq names its product probable E3 ubiquitin-protein ligase RHG1A. Bases 1 to 549 code for a protein of 182 amino acids. Gene Ontology annotation, molecular function: ubiquitin protein ligase activity. Lineage: Eukaryota; Viridiplantae; Streptophyta; Magnoliopsida; Asterales; Asteraceae. The transcript has a single exon. Gene Ontology annotation, cellular component: nucleus. The record is from RefSeq and is a predicted model, not a curated record.